AUGAAGAAAAGCAUGAUGUUUGUGACUACUGCAGCACAGUGUGAAACGCUAUUGCGAAAAUAUUCAGCAUCGCAAUCCGUUUCCGAAACCAAAAAGCUGCACGCCCUCAUCCUCACCCUUGGUCUAUUCUCCUCCUCCGACCUUUGCUCUAAGCUUGCCACAACGUACGCGCUAUGUCACCACGCAACAUAUGCAUCCCGCCUGUUUGAUAAGUUGCGUCAACCGAGUCUGUUCUCCUGGAACGCUAUGAUGAGGAUGUAUUGCAAAAUUGGGCGCCCCCUUGAUGCCCUCAACUUGUUCGUUGAAAUGCUUGACUCGGGUCAAACAUUGCCUGACAAAUUCACAUACCCUGUUGUUAUCAAGGCUUGUGGUGACUUGUCUUUAUUUGAUGUGGGCGUUGGAGUUCAUGGGCAGGCCUACAAGUUUGGUUUCGAUUCUGACACAUUCGUCCAGAACACUCUGUUGGCAAUGUAUAUGAAUGCUGGGGAGAAAGAAGCAGCCCAACUGGUUUUUGACUUAAUGCAGGAACGAACUGUGAUUUCCUGGAAUACCAUGAUUAAUGGGUACAUUCGGAAUAACUGUGCUGAGGAUGCUCUGAGGGUUUAUGAUCGAAUGGUGGAUGAGGGUGUGGAGCCUGAUUGUGCAACCGUGGUUUCAGUAUUGCCUGCUUGUGGGCUUUUGAAAAAUGUGGAGCUUGGGAGAGAGGUUCAUAGGUUGGUUCAGGAGAAAGGGUUUUGGGGAAAUCUUGUAGUUAGAAAUGCAUUGCUGGACAUGUAUGUUAAGUGCGCUAAGAUGAAAGAAGCACGCAUGCUAGCGAAUCAGAUGGAUGAGAAAGACGUGGUAACAUGGACAACUUUGAUUAAUGGAUACAUUCUGAACGUGGAUGCUAGAAGUGCUCUGAUGCUCUGUCGCAUGAUGCAGCAUGAAGGAGUGAAACCAAAUUCAGUAAGUAUAGCUUCUAUACUAUCAGCAUGUGGCAGUUUGGUUUAUUUGAAACAUGUCAAGUGCCUGCAUGCGUGGGUAAUAAGGCAAUAUUUCGAGUCUGAGGUUAUUGUGGAAACUGCCUUGAUUGACGCGUACGCCAAAUGUAAUCACGGCAACCUCAGUUAUAAAGUGUUUAUGGGAACCUCUAAGAAGAGAACAGCCCCAUGGAAUGCUCUUCUAUCUGGGUUCAUACAAAAUAGGCUUGCAGGAGAGGCAAUAGAACUCUUUAAGCAAAUGUUACUGAAAGGUGUACAACCUGACAAUGCAACCUGCAAUAGUCUUCUUCCUGCAUAUGCUAUUCUUGCCGAUCUCCUACAAGCAAUGAACAUUCAUUGUUACCUUGUAAAAUCUGGAUUUCUUUCCAGACUUGAAGUAGCAAGUAUUCUAGUCGAUAUAUACUCCAAGUGUGGAAGUUUAGGAUAUGCUCACCAGAUCUUUAAUACAAUUCCUCUGAAGGACAAGGAUAUUAUUAUCUGGAGUGCAAUAAUUGCUGCUUAUGGAAAACAUGGGCAUGGCAUAAUGGCAGUGAAACUUUUCAAUCAGAUGGUACAAUCUGGAGUAAAACCAAAUCAAGUCACCAUCACCUGUGUUCUGCAUGCUUGCAGCCAUGCAGGUUUGGUUGAGGAGGGUUUUUCUUUGUUCAAAUUUAUGCUCAAGCAGCAUCAAAUUAGUCCACUUGUUGAUCACUAUACUUGUGUUAUUGAUCUUCUUGGACGUGCUGGUAGACUGAAUGAUGCUUAUAACCUUAUUAAAACUAUGCCUGUAACACCUAAUCAUGCUGUAUGGGGUGCACUACUUGGAGCUUGUGUGAUUCAUGAGAAUGUUGAACUUGGGGAGGUGGCUGCUAGGUGGACUUUUGAGCUUGAGCCUAAAAAUACUGGUAAUUACGUUUUGUUGGCAAAACUUUAUGCUGCUGUAGGAAGGUGGAGAGAUGCAGAGAAGGUUAGAGAGAUUAUGGUAAAUGAGGUGGGAUUAAGAAAACUACCUGCUCACAGUUUACUCGAAGUCAGAAAUACAUGA
This is a messenger RNA of Sphenostylis stenocarpa, 2004 nucleotides long. The record is from the annotation of a GenBank genome assembly. NCBI's taxonomy places the organism in Eukaryota, Viridiplantae, Streptophyta, Magnoliopsida, Fabales, Fabaceae.